UAUGGAAUUGCUGAAAGCGUUGGCAUCGUCCACUCACCAACCCCCGACCACAAACGCCACCAACCACCAAACUCACCGAACCGCAGACUUCAAAAAGCAAGGCUCCUUGCAGGCGCUGCACAUUCAACUCUAGUUUGCAAAAUGGAGACUAGCAGCGGUUUGCUUGCUUCAGCUUCUUCUGACCAAAGAAUGGAAGGUGGAGAUAUCAGCAGGAACGCGACUUUGAUUUGUGUUCCUAUAAUGGCGGAAUCUGUAGAUAAGAUGGUGAUCGACGCUGGUAAAGCUAAAGCUAGUGGUGCUGACCUUGUGGAAAUUCGAUUAGAUAGUUUAAAGAGCUUUAGUCCUCUCGACGAUCUUAAGACCAUAAUUACAGAAUGCCCUUUGCCCACUCUCUUCACCUACAGACCAAAAUGGGAGGGUGGUCAGUAUGAUGGUGAUGAAAAGGAGCGAUUAAAUACACUCCGAUUGGCCAUGGAGUUGGGAGCUGAUUAUGUUGAUGUGGAGCUUCAGGUUGCUGGUGAGUUCGUGAACUCUAUAUAUGAAAAGAAGCCUGAGAAAUUCAAAGUCAUUGUUUCCUCUCACAACUACCAGAAUACUCCAUCUGCUGAGGAUCUCAGUAACCUUGUUGCAAAAAUACAAUCAACUGGAGCUGACAUAGUGAAGAUUGCGACAACUGCUUUGGACAUCACUGAUGUGGCACGCAUUUUCCAAAUAACUGUGCAUUCUCAAGUUCCAGUAAUUGGACUUGUUAUGGGAGAAAGAGGUUUGAUUUCACGAAUACUUUGUGCAAAAUUUGGUGGUUAUCUCACUUUUGGAACCCUUGAGGCUGGAAUAGUUUCAGCUCCUGGUCAACCGACAAUAAAGGAUCUAUUGUAUCUGUACAAUUUCAGACAGAUAGGCCCUGAUACAAAAGUAUAUGGGAUUAUUGGGAAGCCUGUUAGUCACAGCAAAUCACCUGCUUUACACAAUGAGGCAUUCAAGUCAGUGGGUUUCAAUGGCGUUUAUGUGCAUUUGUUGGUCGAUGACAUUGCAAAUUUUCUCUGGACUUAUUCAUCCCCAGAUUUUGCUGGAUUCAGUUGCACAAUUCCUCACAAAGAGGCUGCAAUGAAAUCCUGUGAUGAGGUUGAUCCAGUGGCAAAGUCAAUAGGAGCUGUCAAUUGUAUCAUAAGGAGAUAUAAUGAUGGGAAGUUACUUGGUUACAAUACCGACUACGUUGGUGCUAUUUCUGCUAUUGAGGACCGAUUGCAAGCUUCAGGUAAUGCUAAUAGUGCAGCUGGUUCACCAUUAGCUGGUAAGCUGUUUGUGGUAAUUGGUGCCGGUGGUGCUGGCAAGGCACUCGGUUAUGGUGCAAAACAAAAGGGAGCUAGGGUUGUGAUCGCUAAUCGCACUUAUGGUAAGGUUUGAAUAGUAAAUUGCUUUUUUAUAUUAGUUUGGUGUUAAUACAGUGAGAUAGAAUCACCAAUGACAUGUAGUUUGAAGAGGAAGAUUACGGAGGUUGGGGCUGUCAAAAACAAAAAGUUGAUCAGUUGAUCUCCAAUGAUUUAAAGGAAAGGAUAUUGUGUGGUUAACUGCUAAUUCAGUAUUGAUUUAAUUUACUUGAGUUGCUGUAAUAGUGUAUCAAGUGAAGACUCGGGGUUGUGCGAGAUUUGUGCUUGGGAUUUGGAACCAUUCUCGACUAUCAUGAAUGCAACACGGGCCAAGGAUGUUUCUUGGCUUUGGGAACGUUUUUCGAACCUGGGAAUGAACCUAGGUCCCAGGAUUGCACCAAGGUUGCACAAUUGCACCACUGUUCAAGGAGUGUGUCGCAUCCUAGGGAUGUGCAUAGAACUUAGUGUGGAGAAUGAAGUAUGUUUUUUAUUGAAUAAUAUAGGGCCUUAUAUAUACAGAUUUUAUGAAUAACAAAAUAAAAUACUAUUAAUUACAUAAGAAGGGUAUAUUAUACCAUUUAGCCUAACAGAGGAAGAUGAUUUGUGGAGAAGAAUAAUUUCAGUAAAAUUUGACAUCGAUGACUGGGGUUGUUUCACUAGAGAAAGCUCAAGACCAUAUGGCAGAAGUCUGUGGAAGAAGCUCAUCCAAAGAAAAGUCAACUUCCUGGAGUGUACAAAGUGGAAGGUGGGAAGGGGAAAUAGAGUGAGAUAUUGGGAGGAUAAGUGGAUGGAAGAGGAUACUUUGAUGGCACAUUUCCCUCAUAAUUAUACAAUAGUACAACAGAAAAACAUUAAAAUAUGUGACUCUCUUGCGGUGAAUAGCAGUAGAGGGAAGGAGUGGCAGGUCUUGGUAUCGAGAUUACUUAACGAUUAGAAGAUUGACGAAUAUGAGGAGUUACUUCAGAAAUUAUCUUGCAUAUAACUGGAGAACAGUACUGAUUCUCCCCUUUGGAGCCUUAGACACACCGGAUAAUUUUUGGUUAAAUUUUCCAACACAAAGCUGUACAAGUAUAGUGAUGAUGGUACUUGCUUUCUUGUCAGACAGAUAUGGAAGACCAGAAUCCCUUCUCGGAUUUCUUUUUUUGCUUGGGAGGGUAGUUGGGAAUGUUUCUUAACCAUUGACAACCUGGAGAAAAGGGGAAAUAUUUUGAUUAACACCUGUUUUCUCUACAAGAAGGAUGAGGAGACUUGUAAGCAUGUGUUACUGCAUUGUCUGGUGGUCUAUGAGUUAUGGAUUAUAGUUUAUGGGCUGUUGGGUGUAAGUUGAGUGAUGAUGGGUUCGGUGAGGAAAGAAGUUUGAACAUGGAAGGGCAUUAGAGGCGGAAGAAAACAUAUGAACUUUAUCCCGUUUACUAUCUUUUGGGUUGUUUGGAA
Messenger RNA from Carica papaya (papaya), 2801 nucleotides. Lineage: Eukaryota; Viridiplantae; Streptophyta; Magnoliopsida; Brassicales; Caricaceae. The record is from RefSeq and is a predicted model, not a curated record.